This is a messenger RNA of Oldenlandia corymbosa var. corymbosa, 1743 nucleotides long. Lineage: Eukaryota; Viridiplantae; Streptophyta; Magnoliopsida; Gentianales; Rubiaceae. The record is from the annotation of a GenBank genome assembly.
AUGGAGAUGUUUGCCACUAACUUCUUAACCGGAGGUCCGGCAGCCUUCAUCCGCCGCUCGGAUUUCGGCGAAGAUUUUGUGUUUGGUUCCGCCACUGCUGCUUUCCAGAUUGAAGGUGCUCUUGACGACGAUGGAAGAGGAGAUUCCAUCUGGGAUACCUUUGCCAAAGAAAACAAUCUGUUUCACCCGUACGAUGAAGAUGCUGUCAAUCAUUACGAGAAGUUCGAGGAGGAUGUGAAUUUGAUGAAAGAGAUCGGAUUUGAUGCUUACAGAUUCUCAAUCUCAUGGCCCAGGAUUUUGCCAACUGGAAAAAUCGAAUCCCGAAAUCAAGAAGGGAUAGACUAUUAUAAGAAACUUAUAUGCAAGCUCAGAGAAAACGGGAUUGAACCAUAUGUGACACUUUUUCAUUGGGAUCUUCCUCUAACUUUGCAAGAAGAAUACAAUGGUUUUCUUGACCGUAGAGUGGCGGAAGAUUUUGGCGUAUAUGCGGAUGUUUGUUUUCAGGAGUUUGGUGAAUAUGUUGACCAUUGGAUCACAUUGAAUGAACCAUUCACCUAUGCCUAUUCUGCUCAUGUCGACAAAGUUCACGCUCCUGGUCUAGGAACCGUCCAUGACCAUCUUUUCGCAACCGGAACGAACACAGAGGGAUCGAAAGCGCCUACUGCGGUGGAAGAAUCUGCUGAUGAUUCCGGUGCUACUAAUGAGGCGGAGGAAGAGGAAGAGGAAGAGGAUGAGGAUGAGGAUGAGGAUGAUGGAGGUUCCUUAUUUCAUCCUUCUCGUUCAACCGUUCACCCGAAACAGACCCGAAACAAAGUGAUGAUUUUCAAACCAGCCACAUCUUGGGCCUCCGAAGCCGAGUACAUUGAUCCGUUUGCUUAUCCAUACAUUGUCACCCAUAACCUACUUCUUGCUCAUGCCAAGGCUGUGGAAAUAUUCAAGACCAAAUACCAGGAUCCCGACAAAAAGAAGAAAAUUGGAAUUACGUUGGUGUCAAUGUGGUUUGAGCCUCGCAAUCCCGAUGAUGAGAAGGAUAAGGCUGCUGCUUUGCGCGCCCUUGAUUUCUUCAUUGGCUGGUAUCUUGAUCCAUUGGUUCAUGGUGAUUAUCCCAAGAGUAUGAGGGAAUACGUAAAUCCAGAUCAUCUUCCUCAAAUGGAUGAUGCCGAUAGAGAAGCAAUUCAAGGAAGCUAUGAUUUUAUUGGUGUAAACUACUACACUGCCCGAUACGUUGGUCACUCUGAACCAAAGGGAAAACUCAAAAAAAUUGGCAGAAAUUAUGUCACCGACCAACACCUCAAGUAUUAUGAGUCGCGCAAUGAGAACGGAGUGGACGUUCCCAUUGGUAAAGAUACGGGUGCUUCAGCGUGGCUGAUAUCAUAUCCAAAAGGGAUUGAAGGACUUUUGCUUCACGUCAAAAACAAUUACAAGGAUCCACUCAUCUACAUCACCGAAAAUGGUAUUGAUGAUCACGAUGAUGAUUCAUCAAGGCAUUGGGACUCCUUCUUUGAUGAGAAGAGAGUGAGGCACAUCCAUGAUCACCUCAACUAUCUUCUCGAAGCUAAACGCAAAGGAGUGAAUGUGAAGGGGUACUUUGUGUGGUCCUUGCUGGAUAACUUCGAGUGGAACAAUGGUUUCCAUGCUCGAUUUGGGCUUAUUUAUGUUGAUUACAAGAAAAAUGGACAAAGGCAUCCCAAGCUAUCUGCUGCCUGGCUCAAACAUUUCCUCGCUGAUAAGUGUGACAAUUAA